Nannospalax galili (Upper Galilee mountains blind mole rat) is the source of this 2718-nucleotide messenger RNA. It is a transcript of the gene Insig2, whose product is annotated as insulin induced gene 2. The coding region runs from base 397 to 1074 and encodes 225 amino acids. Gene Ontology annotation, cellular component: SREBP-SCAP-Insig complex; endoplasmic reticulum. The transcript is spliced from 6 exons. The record is from RefSeq and is a predicted model, not a curated record. Gene Ontology annotation, biological process: SREBP-SCAP complex retention in endoplasmic reticulum; SREBP signaling pathway; cellular response to insulin stimulus. NCBI's taxonomy places the organism in Eukaryota, Metazoa, Chordata, Mammalia, Rodentia, Spalacidae.
UGAUGCCUCCCAGGACAAGGUCCCGCCUCCCUUCAGCAUCGGUUUCUGCAGACCGGAAGUCCCUUUGCCCCGUCUGUGUGGUGCACUAGCUUUCUCUCAGCGGGAACCGGAAACUCUUCUGCCCCGACCUACGCUCCCAGCCGCGCAUGCUCAGGGCGACGCGGGCGGAGCUGUGGGAGGGGAACAGGCCUGGGGGCCGGUCCCUGAAGAUGGCGGAGGAGGGGGUUAGUUGGGGGUCUCCUCGCAGAGCGCAGGACUUCUGGUAGGUCCCACUUUAGGACAAGAUGUGGUACCAUUGAAACGCUGGUCAGCUCUUAUUCACAGACCAUUCACCUUUUCAGCUGGGAAGCCUUAUUUUAUUUUAUAUUUUUCACGGCUUACUGAACUUAUGAAACCAUGGCAGAAGGAGAGACGGAGUCACCUGGGCCCAAAAAGUGUGGCCCAUACAUUUCCUCUGUCACCAGCCAGAGUGUGAACUUGCUGAUCCGAGGGAUUGUGCUCUUCUUUAUUGGAGUUUUCCUUGCAUUAGUGUUGAACUUGCUUCAGAUUCAGAGAAAUGUGACACUCUUUCCACCUGAUGUGAUAACAAGCAUCUUUUCUUCUGCAUGGUGGGUACCACCAUGCUGUGGCACAGCGUCAGCUGUGAUCGGGUUAUUAUACCCCUGCAUUGACAGACAUCUAGGAGAACCACAUAAAUUUAAGAGAGAGUGGUCCAGUGUUAUGCGCUGUGUGGCAGUGUUCGUUGGUAUAAAUCAUGCUAGUGCUAAAGUGGACUUUGAUAACAACAUACAGUUGUCUCUCACACUGGCUGCACUAUCCAUUGGACUUUGGUGGACCUUUGAUAGAUCGAGAAGUGGUUUUGGCCUUGGAGUUGGAAUUGCUUUCCUGGCAACGUUAGUCACUCAACUGCUUGUCUACAAUGGUGUUUAUCAAUACACAUCUCCAGAUUUCCUCUAUGUCCGUUCCUGGUUGCCAUGUAUAUUCUUUGCUGGAGGCAUUACAAUGGGGAACAUUGGUCGGCAACUGGCGAUGUAUGAAUGUAAAGUUAUUGCAGAAAAAUCUCAUCAGGAAUGAAGACAGCAAAGGUACAUCUUUCACACAGGAAGACAAGAAGAAAACUGCUUGUCCACGAUGAGCACACCAACAAAACUUCAGACUGUGAAAUUGUGAGGAUGCAGUUUUUCCUUGAUUGGUGUGUGCAAAUGCACACACACGUUGUUUCUGCAGUCUGUGAUUGCUUCUUCUGUAAAUCAGUUACAAACCUUUAGGUAUUUGGUUUAAAUAAAUGUAAGAUAUAUGUGCACUUCAUGAAAGAUACGUUGAUGAGCAUAUGAAAUUUCUAAAUUAAUUUUUUAAACAUACCAUGCAUUGUACCACAGUGUUGACGUGCCAAAAUAUGCUAUUACUGUCAUACAUAGUAUAUUGAACGCUUCAAACAAUUUAGAAAUUUAGUAAAACAAAAGAAGAGGAAAGCCAAAAACCAACCAAACAGAAAGCAAAUGGGUAGCUGGUCUUUCUCUUUCGCUGGCACUUGUGCCUUUUUUGUUUCUGAUUACAGCAGUGUGAGUUACAAGUGCUCCAGUGUGGGGUUUGUCUCUAUGUUGCUGUUAUUUCAGAGUUUGAGUCUUUUAAUGUAUGGUAACAAUGAACUUCUAUAGAAUGGUUUUAAGCCUGCAUUCCUGCAAGGACCCAAAGAGUAAUUUUCUGAGUUGACAGAGUUUACUGAAGGUAUAUGUGAUGGGCAGGGGAAGUUAUCAGCACUAACUUGUUUUGAUUUUAAAUUGGGAAAUGUACAAAUAACUAAAUACAAAUAACUUCUGUCUCGUUUCUUGCUCCCAAAGCUCACUGCUUUUUCACAUGGGACAUGCAAGAAAUAGCAGACAGAUGAAAGUAAUCCAAUUGGGUUCUAUAAAGCAGACUUCUCUAGCUGGGCAGGGUCAUGUGACUGACUGUCCCUGGAAGGCUUGCGUUUGCCACCUUCCCAAGUGCAGUCUAGGGAAUGGAUGGAUGCAUAACUCCCUAGGAGCUGAUGUCUACUGGUGAACAGAUGCAUCCUUGGAGAAUGCAUUGACAAAACAUGUCAAAGAGUUUGGUAACAGUUUGGGGCAUGUCUCGUUAAUGACUCCAGACAUUUUCAUAUGUUUUAAAUAUAUUAGAUGACUUUGCCCUUCAUUUUCCUUUCCGAAAUUGUUAAUUAUCUUGAUGCACAAGAGUAAAUUCUUCUAAGUACCUGGUGUGUGUGUGUGUGUGUGUGUGUGAGUGCAUGCGUGGUGUGUGUGUGGUGUGUGUGUGUGUUGUGUGUUGAGUUGAGUGGAGGCGACAGAGGACGUGUGCAUGUAAUUGCGUGCCUGUGUCCGUGCUUCCCCACAAUGUCAAGUAGAUACUUAAAAUUUUUCCUUCUAAAGAAAUGCUAUCAGACUGUGAUCUUGUAUGCCAAACUGUAAUGUGCUUCUGUGUUUUCAGGCUGAGUGUGAACAUCCUAAGAUGAUUCCAUUUGGAAUAUGUGUACACAAGCCUAAGGAUAGUGGUGGCAAACAUCCUACCAUAAUUUAUUAUUUUGUCUUUCAGAUAAUGUUAUUCAUUUAGAAUAAAUAAGGUAUAUUUUUAGAAUCAAAUUUGUAAACACUAUAAAUCUUUAAUAAGUUAUAAGGUCUAUGAUAUGUUUACUUUGAAAAUUGCUGUUAAAAGCAAGAUGUAUUAAAUAUGUAAUUAUCACCA